Molecule: messenger RNA, 1162 nt
Organism: Ostrea edulis (European flat oyster)
Lineage: Eukaryota; Metazoa; Mollusca; Bivalvia; Ostreida; Ostreidae
Product: tRNA-dihydrouridine(20a/20b) synthase [NAD(P)+]-like
Exons: 7
Coding region: 190-1134 (314 amino acids)
Biological process (GO): tRNA processing
Molecular function (GO): flavin adenine dinucleotide binding; tRNA dihydrouridine synthase activity
Source: RefSeq, a predicted model, not a curated record
GAUUACCUCCUUUUACUUUCAUUUUCACUUCACUAUUUAUGAAGAACAUGCAGCAUGCACUGAUGCAGUGGCCGCUAGUUUAAUCUGAGUUGAGAGUGAAGAUCAUAAAUUUUAAUCAUUAUAUAGUCCAACAUGAUCAUCUUAGCUUUAUAUCUAACGUGAGCAGUCUUGAAUGUGUUUUAACACAAGAUGACCACAGACGAGUUUACAUGGACCAAACCUAUUGACCUGUUCUCAGAGAGGAAGUUGGUUAAAAUAUGUGCACCGAUGGUCCGAUAUUCAAAGUUGCCAUUUCGAACUUUGGUGAGGAAAUAUGACUGUGAUUUAGCAUUCACUCCGAUGAUUGUUUCCAAUUCCUUCAUCCACUCAAUCAAAGCAAGAGACAGUGAAUUUACUACCUGUUCAACUGACAGACCACUGAUUGUACAGUUUGCUGCAAGCAACAGCAAAGAUUUGGCAGAUAAAGCUGAGAUAGUAGCCCCAUAUUCUGAUGGUGUGGAUUUGAACUGUGGGUGCCCUCAAAGAUGGGCCAUGGCAGAGGGAUAUGGAGCUUGUCUAAUCAAAAACCCAGAACUGGUACGAGACAUGGUGAACCAAACUCGAGCAAGAGUCUGCAACUCGGACUUCACUGUCUCAAUCAAAAUCAGGAUACACAACGAUCUCAGGGAAACCGUUGACCUUUGCCAAAAAGCAGAGCAGGCUGGAGUAUCUUGGAUAGCGGUUCAUGGCCGCACGAAGGACCAGAGGGCUGAGCCAGUGAACAAAGAGGCCAUAAAGCUCAUCAAAGAGAGUGUCCAUAUUCCUGUUGUGGCCAAUGGUGACAUUAGGACUUUGCAAGAUGCAGAAGACAUACAGGGUGUGACAAAGGUGGAUGGUGUCAUGGCUGCCAGAGGAAUCCUUCAGAACCCGGCCAUGUACAGUGGAUUUGAAAAUGCCCCUCUGCAGUGUGUUCAAGAUUGGAUUGACAUCGCCAUGUACUCGGGUGUGACCUACCCCAUCUUCCACCAACAUUUGAUCUUUAUGAUGGAGAGACUGUUCUGUAGAGCGGAGAGGAGGGUGUUUAAUGUGUUAGCUAGCACAUCCGCAGUGUUGGACUAUCUAGAGACCCAUUACAACAUAUCAAAUCAAUCUUAAUCUUUAUAAAUUUUACUACAUUACAAUU